Messenger RNA from Cryphonectria parasitica EP155, 1428 nucleotides. RefSeq names its product citrate synthase. The transcript is spliced from 6 exons. The record is from RefSeq and is a predicted model, not a curated record. Bases 1 to 1428 code for a protein of 475 amino acids. Gene Ontology annotation, biological process: carbohydrate metabolic process; tricarboxylic acid cycle. Gene Ontology annotation, cellular component: mitochondrial matrix. NCBI's taxonomy places the organism in Eukaryota, Fungi, Ascomycota, Sordariomycetes, Diaporthales, Cryphonectriaceae.
AUGGGUUCAUCAGGUGGUUCUGUUCAACAGGAAGCACAUUUCGAAGUGGCCUCAGGGCCUAGCGAUACGCUCACAAUAACUGACAACCGAACUGGUCAAACUUAUUGUCUUCCCAUCGAACAUAAUGCAAUACGUGCCACAGAUUUCAAGGCCAUCAAAUGUCCGGUUAAGGACAGAAACCCGGCCAACCAAUAUGAGAAUGGAAUUCGUCUCUUUGAUCCGGGAUUUCAGAACACGGCCUGUAUGCAAUCUCAGAUUACCUAUGUCGACGGCGAGGCUGGAGAGAUUUACUACCGCGGCAUUCCUGUUCCAGAAUUAUAUCGCUCUGGACGACCUUUCGAACACGUUGCUUUCCUUCUUAUCUUUGGUCAUCUACCAACGAAUGAAGAAGCUGCUGCGCUCAACACGUCCAUCGCCGGAACGCCACCCCUACCGCAGAACAUCUUAUCCAUGAUCAAGCAGCUGCCACUCGAUGCCCACCCCGCCACAUGUAUAGCUUCUAUCGUCGCCGCCUAUGCAGCAUCUCGACCAGAGAAAAUCCCUGCCCAUUGUGGCAAGAACAUUUACAAAGGGAAUUUGGCAGUGUGUGAUGCUGAGAUCCCCCAAUUCCUGGGGACAUACGCCAUGAUUGCAACAGCAAUAUUCUGCCAUCUCAGACAAGAAGAGUGGCAACCUCCCAAGCUGGAAUACUCAUACACCGAGAACGUGCUUCAUAUGCUCCGGUUUAUUGACACGGAGACUGGUCGGCCCAAUCCAAGAGUGGUCAGCAUUCUCAGCAGACAAUGGAUUCUAUGUGCAAACCUGGAGCUUACUAACUCGACGGCCGCAUUCCUACAUGCUGCGUCGACGUUGUGCGAUCCAUGGUCCUGUUCCGCUUCCUCGAACUUGUCAGGUACAGGAAUUCUACACGGUGGCGCCAUGGAGGUGGCGUACAAGCAGCUGGAAACUAUUGGGGAUGUUUCUGGCGUUCCCAGGCUCAUUGAGCAGGUAAAGCAGGGCAAGCAACGGCUUUUUGGUUAUGGCCACAGGAUGUACAAGGUCACCGAUCCAAGAGCCGCCUUCGUCCGCGAGCUCAUUGCAGAGGCGACGAGUGAUCCCGAGAAGUUGAAAGCGGACAAAAUUCUCCAGGUCGCCCUAGAGAUCGAGAAAAUCGCCGCAGAAGAUGAAUACUUCAUCUCUCGCAACCUCUGUGCCAAUGUUGAUCUGUUCCUAACAUUCGUCUAUAAAGCAAUUGGCAUCCCAGCCAACUAUGUCCUUCCCAUGUGCCUCCUCGGUCGCACUCCAGGGAUGGUUGCGCACUGGCGCGAGUCUAUGAGUGAUCCGAAGCCGCGCAUGUGGCGUCCACUUCAGCUAUAUGUUGGUAAACUGCCGAACCGAACUGAGGAAAAUAGUCAGGGCCCGAAGGACGUGCUUGAUGACAAGUCCUAG